AUGAAAUGUCAUUUAGAUGCAUAUGGUUACGUGGCGGAUGGUUACUGGAUGAGUGUCCACAAAUUACUAUCAUAUCACUCUCUCUCUUCUUCAUACUCUCUCUACAUUCAUCGCCUUCAUGCUCGUCCCUUCGUUCUCGUUCUCUCCAACGACGAUCUCAAACGCGGUUUCGACGAUACCGGCGCAUACGAAUCCUCUGAUUUCGAUGAGUUUAGGGAAUCCGAAUCUAAAUCCGAAGAGGAGCUUGAUCCCGGUUCAUGGCGACCAAUCUUCGAACCGAACGAUUCCGCCGCACACACCGCCUCGCCGCAGUAUUACUCCGGACUCCGUAAGAUUCUCUCGGCGGCGAGUGAGGGUAACACUAGGUUGAUGGAGGAAGCGGUCUCAGAGAUCGAUUCGUCUGCUUCGUCCGGAGAUCCGCACGCACAGUCGGUGAUGGGGUUCGUGUACGGGAUCGGGAUGAUGCGAGAGACGAGCCGAAGCAAAUCGAUUUUGUACCAUCAUUUCGCAGCCGAGGGAGGAAACAUGGAGUCGAAAAUGGCACUCGCUUUCAGAUAUCUACGACAAAAUAUGCAUGAUAAAGCUGUGCAAUUAUAUGCUGAAUUAGCUGAGACAGCAGUGAAUAGCUUUUUGAUCUCUAAGGACUCUCCCAUGGUUGAGCCAGUUAGGAUCCAUAUAGGAACAGAGGAGAAUAAAGAUGGACUAAGGAAGUCUCGUGGGGAGGAUGAUGAAGAUUAUCAGAUAUUGGAAUAUCAGGCUCAGAAAGGGAAUGCUGCUGCAAUGUACAAUAUGGGAUUGUUUUACUACUUUGGUCUGAGAGGAUUAAAGCGUGAUCACGCUAAAGCGUUGUACUGGUUUUCGAAGGCGGUAGAGAAAGGAGAGGCGAGGUCAAUGGAACUUCUGGGUGAGAUAUAUGCUCGAGGAGCUGGUGUUGAGAGAAAUUAUGAAAAGGCACUUGAAUGUCUUACACUUGCAGCAAAACAAGGUCUCUAUUCGGCAUUUAAUGGCCUUGGUUACUUGUAUGUUAAAGGCUAUGGAGUAGAUAACAGAAACUACACCAAGGCAAGAAAAUAUUUUGAGAAGGCCGCUGAUAAUGAGGACCCUAGUGGGCAUUAUAACCUUGGAGUUCUGUAUCUUAAAGGCAUUGGGGUCAAGAGGGAUGUGAGGCUGGCAACCAAAUAUUUCUUUGUUGCUGCCAAUGCUGGUCAACCAAAGGCUUUUUAUCAACUCGCCAAGAUGUUCCAUAGUGGCGUUGGGCUUACGAGGAACUUAGAAAUGGCCACAACGUUUUACAAAACGUCAGAGCUUGGUUAUGAAGUCGCACAAAGUAAUGCUGCCUGGAUCCUCGAUAAAUACGGGGAAAGAAGCAUGUGUAUGGGAGUUUCUGGGUUUUGCUCAGAUAAGGAGAGGCACGACCGUGCUCAUUCGUUGUGGUGGCGUGCCUCUGAACAGGGAAACGAACAUGCUGCAUUGCUUAUCGGAGAUGCAUAUUACUACGGCCGGGGUACAGAGAGGGAUUUCGUGCGUGCAGCAGAAGCGUACAUGUAUGCUAAAUCACAAUCAAACGCACAAGCAAUGUUCAACUUAGGUUACAUGCAUGAGCAUGGAGAAGGUCUUCCCUUUGAUCUCCAUCUUGCUAAACGUUACUACGAUCAGGCCCUCCAGAGCGAUGGUACUGCCAAAUUACCCGUCACGCUUGCUCUUGCGAGUUUAUGGGUUCGGAAAAACUAUGCUGAUACCGCCAUGGUGAAAGUACUGGAUUCCUUACCGGAAGUGUAUCCAAAGGUAGAGGAAUGGGUAGAGAAUGUGGUGUUGGAAGAAGGUAAUGCGACCAUACUGACUCUCUUCCUCUGUCUUAUGACCGUUCUAUAUCUCCGGGGGAGACAGCGUAGACAGGUGGUUUUGGAUCCCCUCGGUGCUGACGUGGCACAGCCUCUCGCUGAACCAUUAGCCUUUCACCAGUAA
Arabis nemorensis is the source of this 1965-nucleotide messenger RNA. The record is from the annotation of a GenBank genome assembly. NCBI's taxonomy places the organism in Eukaryota, Viridiplantae, Streptophyta, Magnoliopsida, Brassicales, Brassicaceae.